AUGAGCGCGGGAACAAAAUUUAUUAUACCAAUAAAAUUUGUCUUGAUUAUAUUUCAUCUUUUAGUUGUUACUAUAACCAUUUACUCUCCUAUUUAAAAUAUAUAUGCUGGAAUACCUGCGAAUACGCCAAUAGGAGAAAAAUCUUUUUACACUCCUGCAUUUAAUGAAACUUAAGCUGUCGGAUCCAUAAAUUUAUUGUUUCUAAUUAUCGAGCUAUGUAUUUUAGUUUUUGGUCAAAACCUAUUUUACGAUUUUUUCAAUUCACUAUAAAUUUUCAUUCAUUUUAUUGGUGCAUUCCUUACAACUUGGUAUAUAAUAGAAGGUUGGAAUUAUAGAUCACUAAAAUAUAUAUUCGGAGUCUUUACAGUUAUUCCUAUGUGCUUAGAAUUCUUCCCAUUAGUAAUUUAUUUGGUUUAAAAAUCAAAGUAAAUGUGA
Tetrahymena thermophila SB210 is the source of this 435-nucleotide messenger RNA. RefSeq names its product transmembrane protein, putative. Lineage: Eukaryota; Ciliophora; Oligohymenophorea; Hymenostomatida; Tetrahymenidae. The transcript is spliced from 5 exons. The record is from RefSeq and is a predicted model, not a curated record. Gene Ontology annotation, cellular component: MKS complex. Gene Ontology annotation, biological process: protein localization to ciliary transition zone; non-motile cilium assembly.